AUGGCGUCAUCAGAUCGCAUUGAAGCUCGGGCAGUUAUUAAGUUUUGUAGUGAAUUAGGGAAAACGCCGACACAAACCUACAAGAUGAUACAGACGACAAGUGUAAAGAACACUGGUGUCAGUCGCAGUCUGGUUUUUGAAUGGCAUCAGCGUUUCCGCGACGGCAGAGAGAGCCUUAAAGAUGAUGAGGGUAGAGGAAGAAAAAAGAAAUACGGUGCGACAUUGGUGACGUCAAUCGCUGACGCAUUAGCAAAGGACCGAGGGUUAAAGGUCAGGACGUUGUCGGAGAUGUUCGGUGUUGGCUAUGGAACAAUUCAAAGAAUACUUACUGAGGAUCUACAAAUGUCGAAGGUAACUUUCCUUCAAAGGUAUAAGCGGGAGGGAGACGGUUUUCUUAGUAGGAUUAUAACAACAGACGAGACGUGGCUUUGGUUUUAUGACCCCGAGACAAAAUCGCAGUCGGCCGUGUGGAAACGAAGCGGAUCCCCACCUCCCAAGAAGGCCCGGGUGUCAAAGAGCUGCGGAAAGUACAUGUUCAUCAUGUUUGCUGACAUGCACGGGAUGAUUCAUAGCCACGCCGUCCCAAGCCAUAUGACCAUAAAUGCAGAUUACUAA
Molecule: messenger RNA, 615 nt
Organism: Mya arenaria
Lineage: Eukaryota; Metazoa; Mollusca; Bivalvia; Myida; Myidae
Product: protein GVQW3-like
Exons: 2
Coding region: 1-615 (204 amino acids)
Molecular function (GO): nucleic acid binding
Source: RefSeq, a predicted model, not a curated record